This is a messenger RNA of Caenorhabditis remanei, 1059 nucleotides long. RefSeq lists its product as uncharacterized. Lineage: Eukaryota; Metazoa; Nematoda; Chromadorea; Rhabditida; Rhabditidae. The transcript has 3 exons. The record is from RefSeq and is a predicted model, not a curated record. The coding region runs from base 1 to 1059 and encodes 352 amino acids.
AUGACUACCCCAUUCCGUUUAUUCUCUCUUCCAUAUGUUCCUCUUAAACGAAUCUUAGACAAUUUCGGAUCAGAUGGAAUCAUUAUCCUCUCUUUGUGGUCUCAAAGAUCAAAAAGCGUUGCGGUUUCAUAUAGGGGACCUUCCAAAAAUGUUCGGCUGACACUAGACUUUGGACUAGGGGAUAGUCUGGAAAGCUCGGAUGAAUCCAACACAAAUACACUGUUGAGAGUGGAAGAUACAGGAAAGAUUCCGAUGGAUGAGAUAUUGGAAACUGUCAGAAUUGGCAGUUUUGAGAAAGUUCCAGUGAAAAUAGAACAAGGAAUUAUGGGGAGAGAACACCUAAUCACAUAUUUGGAGGAUCGGAUGACUGGACUGACGGCGAUUGGGGAUUACGGUAGAGAGAUUUUCAAUCAGGAUAUUCCUGAAGUGUGGAUUGGAGAGAAACAAGAUGAUAAUGAUCAUAGACGGGCUGCCGAUUGGAUAACAAAAUCACAAAAUACCAUACAAAGCCUGUAUUGUGACUUCGAACCAAAAAUCGAUAAUGAUCUCGAUUUUAUUCUUGCAAACUUCAACUACACUGUAAAAAUGUCACUUAGUGUGAAUCCACCUCCCAACUAUUGCCCUGCAAAGCCUCCAAAAUUCAGCGUUGAUUUUUUAAAUGUUAUAUUCAGUUGCUGGAUUAAACAGCACCAUUUAUUGACAAUGGACUGCAAGUAUAUAAUGCUGGAAAACUCAAAAUUGAGCAGCCGAGAUUUGAAUGUGUUCUUAAAGCAUUGGAUGACAGGAGGAUGUUCUAAACUGAAAGAUUUUACUGCUGUUAUCGAGAAAGCAGUUGAUUAUGAAGUUGUAUUAGACGGUGUGGAUUUUGUGGAAAGAGGAAGAGAUGUGGAAAGGAUUUAUGUCGAUGAAACAAACACCCAUCAUACUAUGCGAGGCGGUUUCGAUUUCAAACGACCAAGUGAUAAUGCCAAAGUGACUAUCAUAAAUGGCGGUGAGAAUUGGAAUUUCUUUUGGAUGAUUGUCUGGCCAGAUAUCGCUGGGAAUUCCUACGAAGAUUGA